Molecule: messenger RNA, 1120 nt
Organism: Aaosphaeria arxii CBS 175.79
Lineage: Eukaryota; Fungi; Ascomycota; Dothideomycetes; Pleosporales
Product: carbonic anhydrase
Exons: 2
Coding region: 362-910 (182 amino acids)
Molecular function (GO): carbonate dehydratase activity; zinc ion binding
Source: RefSeq, a predicted model, not a curated record
UAGCCAUCCACUCCAUGAUGAUACCGCAUUCUGUUUCCUUGUCCGCUUUGACGAAGCCACUGUACAGAAUGAGUUGCUUGAAAGCUGGUCAAUUGCGCCUCAAGGUCGCCGAUUUGAAUAUUGCGCCAUCCUACCCCGCUAUGACCGCUUCUGAUCAUCUCAAACAGAAGCUGUGAUAGCUCAGGCCAACUCCUCAAUGCAGGCGUGGCAGGCUUGGAAGGGACGGCCUCUGCAUAUAAGAGCUCCGUAGCCACGAUGGCAUUCAAAAUGACAUUCACUUGAAUACUAAUUGCAGUCUACUAUACCCUAGUCCGCGGUCGUACCUAUACUUCCCUUCCAACUUUUAGCCAGCCAGAACAGGAUGUCUUCCCAGGGCGAGCAGAACCUUGUCGAAGGAAAUCCGCAGUACGCAGCGCAAUUCACGCAGGGCGACCUCGCACUCCCUCCUAGCCAGAAAUAUGCGAUCUUAACCUGCAUGGACGCCCGUAUCGAUCCAACAUCCGCGUUCGCGAUUCCUCUGGGUGCUGCGCACGUCAUACGCAACGCCGGCGCAUCCGCGCGUGACGCCUUCCGCUCUCUCGUCAUAUCACAGCAGCUUCUAGGGACCACAGAAGUACUUAUCGUGAAGCACACUGGCUGCGGAAUGCUCACAUUCGACGAUGCAACGGCGCGCGACUUGGUCAGGAAGAACAAAGGCGAUAAGGCGGCGCGACAGGUCGAGAACCUUGAUUUCUUGACCUUUCCUGACCUAGAGAAGGCGGUUAAGGAGGACGUAGAAUGGCUAAGGGAACAAGCGGUUGAAGAAGGUGUGAGGGUGACAGGAUGGGUAUAUGAAGUCGAGACUGGCAAGGCCAGGCAGGUAGUUGCUGAUGUCGGACAACCUGCUGGACUCUGGAAGCCAAAUCAUUAGGCAAACGUCCGCGCUGUAUAUUAAUUAUUAGAACGCUCGCUAGAUGUACUCCGCAGCGUCUUCAAAUGUACAAAAAUAGUGGAUUAAUGAUGGUAGGAGACUAUGGAGACCGUUCGAUAAUCUCGACCGUUGUCUGUUCUGGCCUGAUCUGCGUCAUACAUCCGUCCUCAGAUAUUCCCCUUUUCUCCGUCCAUGUCAUGCAAAGUAAAG